UGCCUCCGUCGCAUAUAGUCUCCAGUCCAACGGCCAUGCCGACUUUGUUGUCGCUUUCCCGGUCUCUCCGCUACCUGCGGCACGCAGCUCCGUAUCAAUGAAGUUUGAUCCAGAUAUUAUCCUCAAUGCGACACAGUCGGCUGUCUUCCUAAGCGAGAGAGAUGUCGCCGGCCAAAUCCCGCUCAAUUUCGUCACCACUUCUUCGGUAUCCUUGCGCGCAGCAUGUUUCGGAAAUAAUGUUUAUGAUGAAGACGCAGCGGGACGAUGUAUCUCCAACCUGCUCACGAUCGGAUACCGUCGCUUGAUCGUGGACCUAUACUGGUCUACUGAUGAUCGCAAAUGGCUCCUCUGCCCAGUAUCGAUACCUGAGGACGCGACAGUCGUCAGUGUCUCCGGCACAUCGACGGAAACCGCGACGGCGACGGCGACGCGCGCAGCGCAGGCCACAGUCACAGCGGUAGCCAGUUCGUCGGGCUCGCCGCUGUACGAGCUCGGCUCAUACCGCUGCACCAACAAAGUCGAUCUGGACGGCUUAAUCGACGUGCUUCGGGGCCACUUCCAGCGCACCGCCUCCGAACUGACCGCAUACAUCCGUUUUAUCUCCUUCAACCUGCACGCCGCAGCCAGCGCCACCGACCCGCGCGAACCCGCGCCGGCUCUGACCGGCGUGCAGCUACCCUCUAGGUCGGAAACCCUCAGCUCCAUCUUCGACCACCAACUCUCGUCCUACGUGUACACCCCAUCCGAGCUCGCCUCCGAGCGCGCCAACCUCAACGAAUCCUGGUUCGAGGUGGACGACAGCUACAAGCCGAUCAAGGAAUACUUCACCAUCGAAGAAGACGCCAAGGGCAUCCAAAGCACGCCGGACGGAUGGCCGUGCGGCAAGUUCGUGCAGCUCGCGCGCGAGAAGCGCCUACUCGUCGAGUACGCGUACAUCGACCCGGCGAUGCAGGAAUACGACGUGUCCCCUGCUGACAGCAUCAUCUUCCUACCGCACUACCUCUCCUCCACGAUCUCCAUCUCGAUCGAUGCGUCCGGCACCCUCGACUCGACCUGCUACUACGUACCGGGCGCCUCCGACAUCGCGGCGGCCAACUCCUCCUGGGCGAUUUCCAACUACCUCCCAGUACCACAAGCGGGAACACGCAACGCAACCCUCGAGGAGUUGUCGGCUGUGGCAGCGAACCUAACCGCGUGCGGACUGACGCCGUCACUGAAUGACACGCUCUUCAACACGACAGCAGGCGAGAGCGCGGAGCCGUACGAACAGCUCUCGCUAUCUUCCAGCUGGGCGUGGUCGAUCAGCCAACCAGCAGACGCGAGCACCAACUCAAACGACGACGACGACGACGACGACGGGGACGCCUUCUCAUCGAACGACCACUGCGCAGUGAUGGACCUGUCGCUAGCGGGCCACUGGCGCGCCGUGAACUGCAGCGCAAGGCGCCACGCCGCCUGCCGCGUCGGCACGGGGCCCUUCACUUGGCGCCUGUCGGCGGAAGCGCACACGUUCGCCGACGCCUACGACCACGCCUGCCCUGCUGACACAACGCUGGCCGUCCCGCGCACCGGCGUCGAGAACACCUACCUGUACCGGUACCUGCUCACGCAGACCGAGACGCUCGACCCGACCGCCACGUCUGAACGCCGCCGCGAGGUCUGGCUGGACCUCAACUCGCUGGACGUGACCUCGUGCUGGGUGACCGGCGGGCCGGACGUCAGCUGCCCCUACGCGGCGGACCCGGGGGAACUGGAGCGGCGCACCGUGCUCGUGGCCGCCAUCGCCGGGAUCGUGAUCUGCAUCAUCGCCGCGCUGACCCUGUUCGUGAAGUGCAACGCCAACCGGCGCAACUCCCGGCGAAAUAAGCGCGUCAUCAAGGGCUGGGAGUACGAGGGGGUGCCUUCUUGAAUCGUCACUCACUUUCGUACCGCUCGGGAUAUUCCAUCCAGCUGAGAUCUAAAACACCCUGAUAGCCACCUUUGCUGUACUUACUGUACAUAGUUCUUCCUUUCUUUCUGUUCUCACUCGUACAUAUACUCGUCUAUCUGUCUGUAUAUAUGUGUGUAUAGUACCAUAAUCACGGCAAAUCCGUU
Molecule: messenger RNA, 2094 nt
Organism: Aspergillus homomorphus CBS 101889
Lineage: Eukaryota; Fungi; Ascomycota; Eurotiomycetes; Eurotiales; Aspergillaceae
Product: Lectin C-type domain protein
Exons: 2
Coding region: 98-1909 (603 amino acids)
Source: RefSeq, a predicted model, not a curated record